AUGGAAACAUUUAUCAUUACGAUGUCGGUGCGUACUUUGAGCUGUGCGGCACCCUUUGUACUUUCUGACUACUCGUUUUUACGCGCAGCCAUCACACCAGACAAUCUUCCGACCACCUUGAACACAAAGCUAAUCCGACACCUACAGGACGCAGUUGCGCGUGGUAUCUUUGCUGAAGCUCGUGCCGUUUACGAUGGCAAGAAAAACCUCUACUCCUCGGUUAAACUCAACUUGGGACCGACGGAUACAGCGACAUUCGAUGUCCCCGCGCCAGAUCGUCCUGCUCGAGGAGAUCGUCCCCCAAGGCUAUAUGCAAUCAAGAUCGCACUGGUCAAUACGAUCGGGACGGAAUUGCUUCAUCGCUUUGUCGAGGGGAAACAAUCGGAGGACGAUAGAAUCAAGACUGCGCUACAAGCACUCAACAUCGUCAUCAAGAUGGCACCGUCCCUCUUGUACCCAACCAAGGGACGCUCGUUCUUUACUUCCGCGGGGGCCAGACCCAUUGGCGCAGGUCUUGUCUUGUGGCGAGGCUACUUUCAGUCGUUUCGACCUACACUAGGCAAGAUGCUCGUCAACGUCGAUAUCUCAACGGGUGUCAUGUACCGCGACGGCCCCUUGAUUAACCUAUGCCUUGAAAACAUAGGACAGAGUGACCCUGGUCGGCUUAACGCUGCUAUGCCAGAUCGCAUCCGUCUGAAGCUCCAACGCUUCCUGGUCGGUGUUCGAGUUGCAGUAAAGCCUGCCGAUGGUGCAGGAGAAGAACGCGUUUACUCGAUCAAGAGACUCAGUCGGCGGGGAGCAAACGAAGAGUCGUUCAGCACACGUGACGGAAAGACACUCACCGUCGCCAACUACUAUCGCCAGAUGGCCAAUAAUCGCCCGCUCGAGCGCCCGGCGCUGCUUUGUGUUGAGGUUGGCCAAGGCGCUCUCAUUCCACUGGAGCGCUGCAGAGUGCUGCCCGGACAGCUGUUCAAGAAAGAGUUCCCGGACGAGAAGCGCACAGAUAUGGUGGAGUUUUCGACCCAGAAGCCCAAGGAGCGCUUCACCAGCAUCCGCAACAGUCUCCAAGUGUUGCAAUAUGGACAAUCUGACUACGUCCGCAAGUUUGGCGUCACCAUCGGCACCGAGCUGAUUAAAUCGACUGCCCGGAUCAUCCAAGCUCCCAGGCUCAAGUAUGGGGGAGCCGGCGGUGGUACGACUGUUGAUGUGCGAGGAGGUACAUGGAACAUGGCAGAUAAGAAAUUCCAUCGGCCAGCCGAAAUUUCGUAUUGGGUGCUCGUGACCCUUGACCCGCGUUUCCCCGAGCCCGCUCUGCAGCAAGUUGCCACUGACCUUGUCAGAGGUUGCCGCGCAACAGGCAUGACUGUGAGGGACCCCAAUCCCAUCGUCCGUCGGAUUAAUCCUCAGGAAAACAUUAUGAAUGCAUUGACAGCGGCCGGCGGCGACUGUGCGAAUGCCCCAAACAAGGGACCACCAGUCUUGUUUGUGAUUAUCCUACCGGACCUGGGCAAUGCGGACUUGUACAACAUUGUCAAACAUUGGGGUGAUGUCCGCCAAGGCGUUGCAACACAAUGCCUCAAGUCCAAGAAGUGCAGCCGCGCAAAUGCGCAGUACUGGGCAAAUGUUGCAUUGAAAAUCAACGUUAAACGCGGCGGUAUCAACGUCAUUACUGACCCCAGCCAGGUUGCGACUCUGGGCGACCCGCGCCAGCCGACAGUGAUCAUUGGUGCUGACGUUAUGCAUCCGCCACCUGGCGCUCUCGACCGACCGUCCUUCGCGGCGGUUGUCUCUAGCGUGGAUACAAACUCCGCAAAAUACGUAGCCACAAUGGGCAUCCAACCGGGACGGCAAGAGCUUAUACAGUCACUCGGAAGUAUGACGAAAGAGAUGCUCGAGAGCUACAUGGGCUACCGGACGGCCGUCGAGAAGGCUCUUUCGGCAGCCCCACAGCGACUUAUCUUCUACCGCGAUGGUGUGUCUGAAGGCCAGUUCGCCCAAGUUCUUGCUGAAGGUUGGUUUGCUGCUGCAACUUUAUCUUCUUAUGCUUAUCCUCCUCACACAGAACUGCCGUUGAUCAGGGCUGCCUGCGCCGAACUUAAAAUCAAUCCCAAGAUCACUUUGAUUAUUGUUGGGAAGCGGCACCACUUCCGCUUUUUACCCGCGAGAGACAAUGAUGCGGACCGCAGCGGGAACUGUCCAGCCGGGACGGUCGUGGACCGUGAUAUUGGCCAUCCGCUGGAGCUGGACUUCUACCUGCAGAGCCAUGCGGGAUUGCUGGGGACUAGUAGGCCUUCCCAUUAUUCAGUGCUUCACGAUGAAAACAACUUUUCGCCUGACGCUCUUCAAUCGCUUUCAUUCGCGCUCUGCCAUGUUUACGCGCGCGCCACGCGCUCGGUCUCUAUCCCAGCACCCGUUUAUUACGCCGACAUCGUCUGCUCGCGUGCGAAACACCGCUUCAACCCUCUUGCGGGAAGUGAGACCCACACGGCGACGACCGACCCCGAGCAGGCGUAUCAGGCGCUCGAAGCCGAGUUUCAGCAGAUUCACCCCAGGCAGAAGAACUUGAUGUAUUUCUCGUGA
Mycena indigotica is the source of this 2580-nucleotide messenger RNA. RefSeq names its product Argonaute-like protein. The record is from RefSeq and is a predicted model, not a curated record. Gene Ontology annotation, molecular function: protein binding; RNA binding. The transcript is spliced from 24 exons. NCBI's taxonomy places the organism in Eukaryota, Fungi, Basidiomycota, Agaricomycetes, Agaricales, Mycenaceae. Bases 1 to 2580 code for a protein of 859 amino acids.